CCAACCCCAUCCCCUCAUCCUCUCUUUCAUCUUUUUCCUCUCUCUCUCUCUCUCUCUGUUUUUCUGCAUGCAUAUAUAUUUUAUAUAUAUCUUCCACAGUACAGAUCUCUCUGUGUCUCUGCGAACGUAAAUGGAUCUGCUGAAUAGUUUCUUGGAUUUGGUGGUGCCUCCUGCGUACCUGGUGAUGCUGGCCUUGGCGUGGCCAGCCAUGACAUUCAUCAACGCAUGCGAGAAGCUGAUUUAUAGCAGCAGCCGCAUCUGUGAAAAUAUGGAAGAUAAGGUGGUGGUUGUCACCGGAGCUUCCUCCGCCAUCGGCGAGCAAAUAACAUAUGAAUAUGCAAAGAUGGGUGCGAAUCUUGUGUUGAUUGCACGAAGAGAGUAUAGGCUUCGAGUAAUUAGUGAGAAUGCAAGGCUAAUGGGCGCAAAGCAUGUAAUGUUCAUUGCUGCAGAUGUCAUUAAAGAAGAGGAUUGUAGGAGAUUCAUCCGUGAAGCAAUAAACUUUCAUGGGCAUGUGGAUCACCUAGUCAACACAACAAGUUUGGGACAUGCAUUUUACUUCGAGGAGGUUACCGACACUUCUAUGUUCCCUCAUUUGAUGGACAUCAAUUUUUGGGGAAAUGUUUAUCCUACUUAUGUUGCUCUUCCUUACCUACGUCAAAGUAAUGGUCGGAUCAUAGUUAAUGCAUCAGUUGAGAGUUGGUUACCUUUACCAAGAAUUAGCUUAUACGCUGCUGCAAAGGCAGCUCUGGUAAACUUCUAUGAGACAUUAAGGUUUGAAUUGAAAGAUGAGGUUGGGAUAACAAUCGCAACCCAUGGUUGGAUUGGUAGCGAAAUGAUGAAAGGAAAGUUCAUGGUAGAGGAGGGUGCAGAGAUGCACCAAAGAGAAGAAAGUGAAGUUCAUGUGACAAAUGGGGCAGUGGCAGAUUUUGCAAGGUUGACCGUAUCAAGAGCAUGUAAAGGUGAUGCAUAUGUGAAGUACCCUAGCUGGUAUGGAAUAUUCCUCCUUUACAAGGUUUUUGCACCCAAUGUUCUUCAUUGGACCUUUCGACUACUGGAGACUCAUAGAACAAGAAAAUUUUCACUUCUCGACACUAGCAAGAAUGUUCAGGAUAUCAGUACUUCUUCACGGAAACUCCUUGCAGGACCUAUACCCUUCUCCUUGGAGUCUCAGCAACAGCAGCUACCAAAAAUAAAAUAACAAAGCUAUAUAUGUGUGUGUGUGUAAAUACUUAAUUGGGGUUGGAUGUGAUAUCACUUCUACUUUGUUUAUUGACUAUUUUAUAUAUGUACUUCUGCGGUAAUCUGUUGAAUAUAGACAAAAAAAAAAAAAAAACUUUGAAUCUUCUUUGAGAUAAA
Molecule: messenger RNA, 1356 nt
Organism: Malania oleifera
Lineage: Eukaryota; Viridiplantae; Streptophyta; Magnoliopsida; Santalales; Ximeniaceae
Product: 11-beta-hydroxysteroid dehydrogenase B
Exons: 6
Coding region: 131-1198 (355 amino acids)
Molecular function (GO): oxidoreductase activity
Source: RefSeq, a predicted model, not a curated record